AUGGAGUCGCUUUUGGUAAAUCUCAGGAAACAAGCUACUUGUUCGAUUUGCCUCGAUACCUACACCGAGCCCAAAACUAUAUCAUGUCUUCACACGUUUUGUUGUGAAUGUUUGGAGAAACAUGCAAGAGUGAGCCAGAAGCAUGGAAAAUUCCGAUGCCCCGAGUGUCAGGCAGCGAUCGAUUUAUCAGAAGGAAAUCGCUUCGACCGUUUGCCUAACAGCUUUUUCCAUAAAAGUUUGCUGAGUCUUCGCGCUGUUCGACAAAGUGGCGAGGCAAGUAGCAUUACUUGUUAUCAAUGCAGCGCAACCAACCCUCAGAUGUACUACUGCUUCGAUUGCGGACGAUUCAUGUGCCCUGAUUGUUUCAACGCACAUGAUUUGCUUAAAAAGUCUUUUCAAGGACACAAAGUCACGCCAGUUCAAGACUUCAAAACAGAAGAUUACGAAGCAUUGUUAAGGCGAAAACCAUUUUGUUCUCAAGAGUUCCACGAGAGAGAAAUUACACGGUUUUUAUGUUCGCAGUGUCAAGUUUGCAUUUGUCAAAUUUGCAUAGUCACGGAUCAUCAAAACCACAAAGUUGUUCUUCUCGACAAAGCAGCACACGAGGAAAAGGAUAACAUCAUUUCGGGCGCUAAAUUGAUCAAGAAAAUGGAAAGCGAGCUCCAGGAAGUCAUUAAGCAGUUUGAAGAAACCAUUUCUAAGCUGGAAAGCAAUAUGGAAACGGCUAAGCGAAGCGUCAAGCAAACAGCGGAACAAAUGAUCACAAAUAUUCGAGAGCGCGAGCGAGAGGCGUUAGAAUCCCUGGAGGCAACACGCGUGUCAAGACUCCAUAAAAUUAACUUGGCCAAACAGGAAGUGGAAUCCUUAGUAAAACAAAUCAACCAAGCAGCUCAGUUUGCGGAAAACCUGGUGCAGAGAACCUCAAGCUCGGAUAUUAUGCAGAACAAAGAAACUUUAAAGACCAAAUUUGAAGAGCUUCUGCGAGUUGAAGUUCCCAAACAUCAGCAGACGACAUUCAUCAAAUUCACUGCGACAUCUCAAAAGGACUUAAAACUGGGUUUUAUUGAAGUCACCGAAGGCACCGCAAACGCAGCUAAAUCAACUUUAGAAGGACUGGAUCAAACUUUUCAGGCUUGUGUGAAGCAGAGUUUGCGUUAUGUCCAAAGACAUCUGGAGGAGAGAUGA
Pocillopora meandrina is the source of this 1185-nucleotide messenger RNA. Lineage: Eukaryota; Metazoa; Cnidaria; Anthozoa; Scleractinia; Pocilloporidae. The record is from the annotation of a GenBank genome assembly.